AUGGCAAGUGAAGUGCAAGUCCAGCUCUCCGCACUGAAAGGGGGGCAUCCUCCUGCAGUAAAAGCUGGAGGAAAGCGAAUUUCCAAAAAACAAGAAAUUGGCGUCUUGGAGAGACAAACCAAGAAAACGGGAUUAGAGAAAACAAGUGCCAUUGCAAAUGCUGCCAAAAUACAGACGAUGGAUGCCCUGAACGAUACACUGGAGAAGCUCAGCCAUAAAUUUCCAGCAAUAAUGCACAUGGCACAUCAAAAACCCAGACCUGCUCUGGAGAAGGUCACUCCACUGAAAAGGAUCUACAUUAUUCAGCAGCCUCGAAAAUGUUAAGCUGGGAUGUAAAACACAGCCGUCUAGCCAACUGCCUCUAAAAUCUGAGAGCUUAGCAAAAAGGACCAACUUUCCACACAC
Messenger RNA from Kogia breviceps (pygmy sperm whale), 405 nucleotides. RefSeq names its product death associated protein like 1 (gene DAPL1). The record is from RefSeq and is a predicted model, not a curated record. Gene Ontology annotation, biological process: negative regulation of autophagy; cellular response to amino acid starvation; apoptotic signaling pathway. Gene Ontology annotation, molecular function: death domain binding. NCBI's taxonomy places the organism in Eukaryota, Metazoa, Chordata, Mammalia, Artiodactyla, Physeteridae.